AAUUAUUUGUAAUAGAACUUAAUUGCCACCUUUUAUACCAGUAACAAAGGAAUAUCAGUAAAUGGUUCAGUUAUUUUAUAAGUGGCUAUCAAGUGGCUGGAUAUUUGAAUGUCAUGGGUUUUUGUACAUAAUGUGUCACUGUGUCAGAAUACCAUUUUAGUGAAAUGCCACCAACCAGAGUGAACGAAUUUGGGCAAUGGACCCUUUGGUUAUUAUGGAUGGCUGCCAAUGGUAUCGUAUUUGGGCUGGCUUACAAACAGUUUGAUGAAGGCAAAAAAUAUUAUUAUCUUCGUGCUAUUUUAAAGGGUGGUCUUCCAUGGGCAAGAGCAUCUGCAGCUGUGCUGAACUUCAAUUGUUUUCUAAUUCUACUCCCAGUUUGCAGAAAUCUUUUGUCUGCUUUACGUGGGGUUCAUUGUUUUGGUCUUAUAAAAAGCAUUUUCAGAUUGUUGGAUAAGAAUCUGACAUAUCACAGACAUAUUGCAUACAUGAUUUGCAUCUUUUCUGUUAUUCAUAUUGGUGCCCAUGUCUUUAAUUUUGAGAGAUUUGCAGCAGCUUGGGAUGAAAGUCAAUAUGCUCUUAUAUACAGACUCUCUUUUAAGUUUGAAGAUACUAGCUCUUCAACAUGGUUAAACCCCAUUCGACAGAGGGGAGUGGAUCCUAACACAGAGUUGUUCAAAACAGUGGCUGGUAUAUCUGGUGUCAUUAUUACUCUUGCACUAGUUCUUAUGUUCACAUCCUCAACAGAACUUAUAAGGCGUUCAUAUUUUGAGGUGUUUUGGUACACACAUCAUCUAUUUGUAAUUUUUUUUGUGGGACUUAUUGUCCAUGGUUUUGGUGGUCUUGUCCGUAAACAAGUGAACACAAGCAGCCAUGACCCUGUAGAAUGCCAGGCCGAGGUCAAUAAACAUGAAUGCCCAGAUCCUCUCUUUGAAGCUACUGGUGCCACGUCCUGGAAAUGGGUUACAGCUCCAUUGGCAUUAUAUUUUAUUGAGAGAUGCAUCAGAUUUGUUAGAUCACUGCAAAAUGUGAAAGUUACAAAGGUUAUAAAGCAUCCCUCAAAUGUUCUUGAAAUCCAAAUGACAAAGUCUAGAUUUCAUUCUGAACCAGGACAGUAUAUUUUCCUUCAUUGUUCCAAGAUCUCAAAUCUCGAAUGGCAUCCGUUCACUCUUACCUCGUGCCCUGAAGAAGACUACUUCAGUGUCCAUAUAAGAAUUGUUGGAGACUGGACUAGUGGUCUUGCAAAAUUGUUUCUGGAUGAAAAUGAGGAACAGCGUGAAGAGAGACCCAGACUUGCUGUAGAUGGACCAUUUGGUACGUCAAGUACUGAUUUUAUGAAAUAUUCUGUUUGUGUGUUUGUUGGAGCUGGUAUUGGUGUGACACCCUUUGCCUCAAUACUCAAGACAAUAUGGUAUCAACAUAAUAAAUCUGAAUCAUCUCUAAAUAUCAAGAAGAUAUACUUCUUUUGGAUUUGCCGAGAUACAAAUGCAUUUGAAUGGUUUGCAGAGUUACUGGAGAGUUUAGAAGUUCAGAUGGUUGAAAAAGGAAAUGGUGAUUUCCUAGAGUAUAACAUGUAUCUCACCCGAGGCUGGACGAACAAUGAGGCCAGAAAUAUCAUGUUACGAGAUCAAGAAGAAGGGGAGGAUGUUAUUACAGGAUUAAAACGGAAAACAUUCUUUGGCAGACCACAAUGGGAUGGUAUUUUUGAUAAUAUUGCUCAGUCUAAUCCAAGUACGGACAUUGGGGUGUUUUUUUGUGGUCCAUCAGGUUUAUCUCAUACUUUACGAAACAUGAGCAAUAAAUACAGCAAUGCAAAAGAAGGAAUACGCUUCUAUUACAACAAGGAAAACUUUUAAACUUGGCUGACUAAAAUUAUACCCAAUAUACUUCUAUUGUGGCUUUUGUGGGUUUUUUUAACAAAAUGCUAUUUUUUAAGACUUUUUAUUAAACCAAAUGUGCAUAA
Dendronephthya gigantea is the source of this 1960-nucleotide messenger RNA. Its product is annotated as cytochrome b-245 heavy chain-like. The coding region runs from base 165 to 1853 and encodes 562 amino acids. The record is from RefSeq and is a predicted model, not a curated record. Gene Ontology annotation, biological process: defense response; superoxide anion generation. NCBI's taxonomy places the organism in Eukaryota, Metazoa, Cnidaria, Anthozoa, Malacalcyonacea, Nephtheidae. Gene Ontology annotation, molecular function: superoxide-generating NAD(P)H oxidase activity. Gene Ontology annotation, cellular component: NADPH oxidase complex; plasma membrane. The transcript is spliced from 21 exons.